This is a messenger RNA of Rhincodon typus (whale shark), 1441 nucleotides long. RefSeq lists its product as uncharacterized. Bases 218 to 1372 code for a protein of 384 amino acids. The transcript is spliced from 4 exons. NCBI's taxonomy places the organism in Eukaryota, Metazoa, Chordata, Chondrichthyes, Orectolobiformes, Rhincodontidae. Gene Ontology annotation, molecular function: protein binding. The record is from RefSeq and is a predicted model, not a curated record.
GACCUGCCCCUAACCUGGGGUUCAGGCUCGGUGUGGGAGUGCAUCGGAACGGGGGAGGCUGGCAACAUAACCGAGCGGAUCCAACAAAAAUGAACAAGAUUCAAUAACCGAGGAAGUUGGGUAGUGAGUUACUACAGCGCCAGAUGGUCAGAAAUACACAUUUCCCCUGGAGUUUAUCAAAGUUCUGUGACUGUCCUAUGGAAAUUCUGACACUAGAAUGUCUCGCCAUCAAUUCUUGUUUGAGCCAAUAACAUGCCACGCCUGGAAUCAAGAUCGGACACAGAUAGCAUUUAACCCCAGUAACUUUGGAGUUCCUGUUUAUAAGAAAAAUGGAAACCAGAGGUUGGAGAAUCAUGAACUGAAGGAGCAUAAUGGUCAAAUAACAGGUCUGGAGAUCCUUCGACCUACGAGAACAACCAGCAGCACCUGGAGUGCCCGACCGAAUGAACCGAUGGGGCUGGACUGCCAACGGUGGAGCAACAAUCACGUGCCCACAGAGACCAUACAUUUACAGGCUUCUCAAAGGCCUGACCUACCCGAUCCCAUUGACCUCCUGAAGGCUGCAACCAUUGUCCAGGACCCCACCGGACACAACCACGUACCUUCCGGAACAGCAGAUCUCCCUCAACAGCUGAAAGGUCCGAAACCCAGGAAACGUGGGAGACGUGCUGGCCUGCAGACAAGAGCAAAAGAACGUGGUUUCAAGUCCCCCCUGCCCACCAUACUCCUGGCAAAUAUCCAAGCUAUUGAAAACAAACUAGAUGAACUUAAGUCUAGACUUACAGUUCAAAGGGAAUUGAGAGACUGCUGUGUGCUCUGUUUUACAGAGACAUGGCUCACUCGUGCUACGCCUGACUCUAUCUUACAACCUGAGGGUUUCUCAAUUCACCGGAUGGACCGCUCAGCCGCCUUGGGCAAGGGAACGGGUGGUGGGGUCUGCCUCCUAAUCAACAACUCUUGGUGCUUAGAUGUGGUGAACCUGGUGAGUUACUGCUCUCUGCACCUUGAAUAUCUAAUGGUGAAGUGUUGUCCUCCCUACCUGCCACAGGAGUUCACCUCUGCUAUUAUAACAGCAGUUUACAUCCCACCCGAUGCAGAAGUGAAGAAUGCGCUUCAUGAAAUUUGCAUCACUACAAAUAGCCUUGAGAUGGAAUACCCCGAGGCUUUGUUCAUUGUAAUCGGUAACUUCAACCAGGCCAAUCUCACGAGUGUGCUUCCCAAAUACCAUCAACACAUCACUUGUCCCACCAAAGGUCCAGAUAUCCUUGACCAUUGCUACACAACCAUCAAAGACGCCUAUCGCUCCAAACCCCGCCAGUACUUUGGAAUAUCAGACCGCAAUGCUGUUCUCCUUCUCCCGACUUGCAAGUAGAAACUGAAGCAUGAGGACUCUUCUUACACAAAUAUUAUUAUUAAAAGCUCAUUACUUUAAAAAAGAAAA